GUAUGAUAAUACGGUCAUCAUGGACAGAGCUGAGUCAGUUCUUCAAAGAAAAGGCUACGGUUUGACGAGACAUCCCAAAGACGAAAACUCAUUUUAUUACAGUCUUAAUUUAGCAUCGGAAAGGGGCCCACUUUCUAGAAAAAGCGCAACACAAAUGCGAGACGAGGUAUUCGAAUUUGAGGUAAAUAAUGCCUGGUAUUUCCACCUAUUUCACCCACAGUAUGUUAGGUGUGACGGGACAAUGCACCCAAGAGAUUGCUUAUCUAGUGAUCUGGAAAAGAAGAAAAAAGAAAAGAAAUAUGUAUCUCCUAGGGAAAUUUAUGCUGGAGCAGAAUUACUACAGAAGAAUAUAUGUCUUAUUCGUUACAAUAGAUCUUGCAAUGAGGAUAUGCUCGGAUUUCAGGGGUACAUUUUCGCUCCAAGUAUCAGACAGUGUCUUGAUUCAGAGCCAGUGUGUAUCGUAAUGGUUGAAGAUGAAGAUGGAUCGGUAGAAUUUGGCAAUGUUGAUUUCAGAGAUCAUAAAAAGGAUCUCAAAUCUUGUCCGUGGGGUCUCGUGAAUGAAGAGCAUAAAAAUUGUUUUGACUUACGAUUCGGAAAUAAUUUUUGCUUGCUCUUUGAUGGAAGUGUUAGAUAUGGAAUGAAAGAUCAGGUCAAAGAUUUGUAUCGUCGUCUGAGUUUGGAAUUCUAUGGCAACGAAGAUUACCAUGACCGCAUACUGAAUAUCAUUUGUAACUUUGAACUAGAAGGAGAUAAUCUGGAUUUAUUUUGCAAGAACGCAGACGAUUCCAUCAAUGAAGAAACGACCACUGUCGAAAAGGAGAGACUUUUGAAGACUCACACAAAGGAAGUAAAAAAUCGAAUGAAACCUUCCGGCGAUGGAGAACUUUAUGCCAUAUCGUCAGUUUUCAACGUCGACAUUAUCGUUGAUAAAAUGUGUAGAGGUGACUGGGAAACUUUUUUGUCAGUCUCGUGUACAUAUGCAUGCUGCUUCGAAUCACCAAUUCUUCUGCGACAGCAGACACUACGUGAAUAUAUACCGUAUGUCACAGUACCAGGAGCAUGUUCUUGUCGCCAGAAAAAGCCAGAAAUACAAGGUCACAUCGGAAAAAUUAAAGAUGAUAUCCACAAUGCAGUGUUACGAAAUCCAUGCUGCCCUCCAAGUAGGAAACACCAAAACCACACACAUUUAAAGCACAUACCAAACUACAGGACGUUUUGGCCCCAGCGAACUGAUUAUCUUAUCCCAACGGACGACAUACAAAUGGUAGCAGAUCGACUUUAUGCUGAGGAGCGAAGAAUUGAUCAAAUUAACGGUGGACAUGGUACUUUAACCAUGGCCCUUUCAAAAGAAUUGUAUGGGGACGAAUAUUUUUCAAGUGAUCUUCAGGAUGUCUUAGAAAACGAGAAACUGGAUUUCCAUGAAAAGAUGGGAAGAAUAUCAGAUUGGUUGACAGUCCCAAUAUACAUUUACCAUUCAGACCCAACCCAGUUGAACUGUUCUCAGAGGUUUUGGAAAAAAUUUGAACCCGCUCGUUCAAGAAUAUGCCAAUUUGAUGAGGAGAAAGAAUGCAGGUUUUACAUCACUCUUUUCUACAAUGGCCUGAAUGAAUCCUAUGAUCGGAUAACACCCCUCAGAGGUUGUAACUGUGGAAUUCCCUCACCCUUUUCCUUACUUCGAAACCAUCAAAAAAUAGAGUCCCAGCUUCUAUUAUGUGUGAACCCAAGAGAACGCCACCAUUAUCUGCUUCCUUUCUUAUCAGAGGAUCCAGAAGAGGAAAUGUUCAUGACAGAAAUAAGAGAUUUUCCAGUUUGCACACCAUACUCUUCACUGCGCAUAGCGAUGCAAAGAAAUGACAUGAAAGGAAGAACAUUCGACUCCAUUCAGUUUUUCCAACACUCUUUACUCCGAUGCUUAAGCAAAAAUAUUUUUGGAACUGAAAAACAUGUUGAUUUAUUACUAAAAGAAUUAUGCGGAGAAUUGUUGCAAAAUAUUACCACUUACCUACCCGUCAUUGGAGACGAUAUAAAUCGUCCUUACGAAGCUGCAUUUGGAAAGUUACCUCAGGGUAAAAAAGACUACGAACAGCUGGCGAAGUUUGUGAUUGGACGAAUUGAGGAUGAUCUUCCUACCGACGAUGUACUGCUAUGGCUUGCUUGCACGUUUUUUCAGACUAAUAUUUACGUCCUCCGAGUGAAGGACACAAAAACCUCAACAGAGAGUUUCUGGAGUGAGUACUCAAAGCUGAGAACCCGAGAGAGAAAAACACAAAAAAAUGCACGUGUAAGAAGAAAAUGUUCCAAGAAUAAAACGUUCUAUAUUUCCCUUCUGCAGACGGGAAGCAAACAAUUUCACAGAAUCGUUUCAAAAAUGGAUUGUUGUAAUUGCUUUGUAGAUAUUCCCGAUAUUCUUUCGAGUGAAGCUGACUCCACGCCAUAUCGUACACAGCAAGAUUGUAAAUUGAUGCGAAGAAUGAGGAAAGUCGAUACCCUUUUGAAAACAGCUUGUGUAACUGUAGAGCAGUGGCUCUUAUGUAAUCAAAUUCUGCAGAGAAGAUGUGACUUGGUGAUAUGUGAAAUUGAAGGUCGUCGUAAAAAUGUAAAUAUCGCGACAAUAUCUGGUUCUGGGGCGGGGAUUGUCGGUGCAGUACUGACGGGUUUUGGAAUAGCGUUGACACCGGUAACUGGAGGAAUUUCUACCCUACUGGCUGUAGGGGGAGGGGUUCUGGCGGUUUCCGGAGGAACAGUGGCUGCGGGAGCGAAGAUUACUGAAACCUACUUGAACAGUGGUACAAUAGACACAUUAAAACGGUAUCAAAACUGUUACCAGGAGAGAUUUGAGCUCUUACAGAAUGUAAUGGAACAAUUAAAAGGGGAAGUAAACAGGCUGGCGGAGGUGUCGACUGAAAUCAGAACCAAUCAGAAUAUUGAAGCAUCCGACUUUGCGGGGGUACAGAGCUUACCGGGUAUCCUAAGAACCGUGAAAGGUCUAGCAAUGAUCCCCAUAAGCCUUCUAAAGGUAUCAGCCAGAGGGAUAACAAUUCUUGGCGCAGUCAUUGGGCCGCUGACGGCGUUGUUUGAUGCAGGUCUAUUAGCAUUCUCGGCCUAUAAUAUGGCGAAGGGAAACCGAACCGAUUUGACGGAAAAUCUUCGUCGAAUAUCAGUAUCUCUAUAUGGAGCUAGAAGGCAGAUGCAUAACUGGGCGUACGGGAAUGGGAGACCUUUCUAUUACAAAUAGACGUUUU
Saccostrea echinata is the source of this 3242-nucleotide messenger RNA. RefSeq lists its product as uncharacterized. The transcript is spliced from 5 exons. Gene Ontology annotation, molecular function: lipid binding. Bases 20 to 3235 code for a protein of 1071 amino acids. NCBI's taxonomy places the organism in Eukaryota, Metazoa, Mollusca, Bivalvia, Ostreida, Ostreidae. Gene Ontology annotation, cellular component: extracellular region; membrane. The record is from RefSeq and is a predicted model, not a curated record. Gene Ontology annotation, biological process: lipid transport; lipoprotein metabolic process.